Molecule: messenger RNA, 3045 nt
Organism: Aspergillus mulundensis
Lineage: Eukaryota; Fungi; Ascomycota; Eurotiomycetes; Eurotiales; Aspergillaceae
Exons: 3
Coding region: 1-3045 (1014 amino acids)
Source: RefSeq, a predicted model, not a curated record
AUGACGCCAUCCGCCAUCCCUUCGCCUCCCGGAGGCACCAAUCUCAUCAAGCAAGAACCAGUCAAGGAAGAGCGGAGCGAGAACUCCUUAUGGGACGUCCCCGCAGAAAAUCCGACAACUAGACGAAUUACAAAAACCGAGGACAUUGACAAUCCUGAGGCUAUCCUGAACAUCGUCAAAGAGGAGGCUUUCGAUACCUCAAAGUUCCUGGACGAACUUCCCGUUCUUAUGCAAGGCAUUCAGAGCACCGGCUCCUUUUGCUUGACUAAUACCACUGAAUUCGUCAUCAACCCCGGGCUUGAAGUCACCGGCGUCGGUCAAAUCGGUCUUCCUCUGAGUCCGGAUGCUGCGGAGGCCAUUGCCAGUGUUGGCACUCCGCUACCUCCCCAUGAUGGUUUGUCCGACCAUAGUCACGCCGCGGCGACUCAUGAGCUCCGACCUGAGCAGUUGGGUUUUCGCAAUUCGAAAUGGGAAGUACAAAUGGGCAUGAUUGUCACGGAAGUGUUGAAGGGCUUUGGCCUCUCUUCGGAUCUGGAUGAUGUGAAGGUUGAGCUUGACCAAUGUCUGCUCUCCAAAGAGGGUGCCUUCUCACUGCCAAAACCAGACCGCGGUGAAGUUGCUGGGAAGUUCGGGACACUCGCAUUAUUUCUACCUUCGAGGCAUGUUGGAGGAGACAUAACCUAUUCAACCAUUACGGAAACAAAAGUGUUCGCCUUGAGGGAUGCGGAAUUUGACUUCUCCUACGCCGCCUGGGCUUCGUUUACCACCUACGAAGAGAAACCAAUUUCCUCUGGACAUCGCCUUGUCCUUGUUUACAACCUCAUUCAUGAAGCGUCGCAAACCUGUCUCUUGGAGCGUAAAAGUCAGUUCGCAGAACUCCAGAAAUGCCUCGAGUCAUGGGCUCGUUGGGCCGAACGGAAAACCUCGUCUCUGGACACCGACAGUCCACUACUUCCAUCGCAGUGGCCCACCCAUGUCUUGCCAUUGAACUCGCCAGGGGAAGCUGGUGAUGGCCUACCGGUAAUCCUGUAUCAGCUGGACGGCUCCAACCUCGAUGAUUACGCCGUCCGCUGGGCUGAAAUCCAGGGACCCAAUCAAGUUCUGUUGGCUGAAAUGCAAAGAGUUUGCGACGUCAGCAACUGCCGUGCAUAUUUGGGAUCCCUUGUGAUAAGGCAAUAUCUGACCGACCACGGGCAGGUUGAUGGAAACAGGAGGCUGGUAAGAAGUGUUGACUUUACUUGUAAUCUUGUCCACGGCCCGGAUGGAAAGAUUGUGGUUGAUCAACUGAAGAUCAACCCUCGAAUGUGCGCCUCCACUUUGUCUUUGCCGCAAGAGCCAACAUACGAAGAGCGACGAGGCAGCCUUACAAUCCAGACUUACUACCGUACCGUUACUGUCAUAAUACCCAAUGCUUUCUAUUUCCCACUACUGCUUGAGGCACUGCAACGUUCGCACGUGCAGGUAAAGCUGCUCUUGGAGGAGUUGUCUCGCGCAUAUCGCGCGUCCCCUGCAGAUCCAAAACUGCGCAGCCAGACGAACGAGCUCUGCCAACUCAUACUUGCCGAUCCUAUUUGGAGCAAACGGUAUCCCGAGGAGGUUGCGCGUCUUGGGCUUGAAAUGGAUGAUGCUACAAUUGUUAAACAAUGCCUGGAUAUCUUGGAAGAAAAGGUCGAAAAUUUGGCCAAAGACUUUGGCAAAGCCAUUACUAUUCGUGGUGUUGACCACAUGCGACCAGUUCUUGAUCAUAUUUGGACAUUGAGGUCAAGCAGCGCCGUUGGACACCUUUCGAUGCUCGAACAAAUGCGAUCACCGUGGUCAGAAAUAUCGCGCUCUGGCAAUUAUAGUUUUGAGCAAGCCUUGACGUGGUACAAAGCCACGCGCGACAUGUUGUUCACCCGGCUUGAAGAGAGAACCAUGUUACAGCAUGCUGAUGGAAAGCUACUGGCGCGUACUGUGCCUUGCUUUGACAAGAUAUUCACCAAAACACGGGUAGUUGCUAUGGUCGGGAAAAAUGUCCGUAGUCCAGGCUUCUCUGUCUCAUUUGUUACCAGCCUGUUUGGCAAUUAUGACAAAGCGAAUUGUCUGGAUCUGGAUAAGAUACUGCCCGUAUAUCGCGGCUUAAUACCCGAUGUACUCAAGGAGUUUGAGAUAAUGGCCCAUCGUCCCGCCCCGCGACCAUUCAUCUACAUCCCACCCAGAUCCUGGAAAGCAGAAGACUUCGUCAGACCACACAGUGUUGUCCGCCUCAUAGACCAAUGCCUCAGGAUCGACCAAGACGUCUCUGGCUUGCUUGACAAAAUCGAAAAGCAGGUGAAUUACAGACUCAACGGCUCCUCAACCGGAGUAUUCUCCCAAUUCGUCUGUCAAUUCGUUACAUCUUCGGCGGACGUCCUGCAGCGUAGGCUUCAAAACCAGCCGCCCACAGAUACCAAUAAUGUUCAGCAUCAAUGGUCUGGCCUUAUUUUCCGCCUCCUUGAAUCUUGUCUGCUUCGCUGCACUGGUGGGCCGUAUCCGACAUCUCAUACUGACUGGAGUCAGCACCUCCCUGGCGAGGAUUGCUGCUUCGACUGUGAGGACCUACGCCGUUUCGUCCAGGACCCGUAUAAGCAGACCGAGGAAUUCCGCAUAGCCCAAGGACGACGGUCGCACCUUCAAGCAAGACUCCCUAAAACAUUCGUCUGCGAGACCAUCCGUGACGGCUCACCGCAUGUUCUCCGAGUAAUCAAAACAGAAGCAGGGUUUAUUCACGCUAUUGACUUUUGGAAGGAGGGUGCCAAAAUUGGUCGCGACCGACUUGAGUUGAUUGCGAAGAGAUGCCCGCUCAAGGAUGUCAUUGGAGAAGAGAGAUACAAGGAGCUCGAGGUUUAUGUGACCAAACCCAAUGCACUGGCCACUAACAGUACGCCUGUCAGCAACCAAGCAAUGACGGCCCUGAACCCGAUUGAUGCGAAUAGGCGGUCUCGUGAUGGUCCUCGGUCUCCAACCUCAGCACCAACACCAACCAUUCCGCAGAAAAGAAGCUACCUCAAGCUCGAGGAUGACUGA